Molecule: messenger RNA, 1455 nt
Organism: Henningerozyma blattae CBS 6284
Lineage: Eukaryota; Fungi; Ascomycota; Saccharomycetes; Saccharomycetales; Saccharomycetaceae
Gene: PSR2
Product: putative phosphatase
Exons: 1
Coding region: 1-1455 (484 amino acids)
Cellular component (GO): plasma membrane
Molecular function (GO): phosphoprotein phosphatase activity
Source: RefSeq, a predicted model, not a curated record
AUGUUUUGCUGUAGCUCUCACCCUGAUGAUGAGCCUGUGAGAAAUAAUGGCAAUGCCAAGAGCGUUGCCAAGAAUAAUAUCCAAAAUAGCAAAUCCAUAGCUACUUCUACAGCAGUGUCAAUUGGUACUCCGAAUAAUAGGAAUGUCUUAGCUUCUAGUUCGAAGUCUAAGUCCAGUGACUAUGAUGGUUCUAUGCUAAAAAAGGACGCAAAUAAUAAUACCACCUCUACCUCUAAUUUGAACGAAAAUAAUGAAAGUCACGCAAGUCAUAACAAUAAUAGUGCCAAGAAGCAAUUAGAUCCAUAUACAAUUUCACAAUUGAAAAAUAUAAACAUAACUACUACUACAACUACCGCUAAUGCGGAUGAUGAAGAUUUGAAUUUGGAUCGGGAAGAAGAAAACCAUAUUAGGAAGAAAUCUAAACAGCAUCAUAAGCAUUCUCAUGAUAAACAUUCUAAUAAAAACAAAACUCAUCACAAUAAAACGAAAAAAAAAAUUAGAACUUCUAAAAUUGAUAAAAAUGACGAUUUUGAUGAUGAGUAUUAUGCAGACACAGAGGUUAAAGUGAAUCAAGACGAUUUAAAGAAAGAGCUCGAUGAUGAAGAAGAUUUUUAUAAUGCAGACAACAGUUCCGUUAGUACCUCUCACGAAAUUAAUAGUUCAUUAUUAGAAAAGUCACAGCAUACUCCUCAUGCAGGUGAAAAUUCAACUAUGGUAGAUGAAGAAUCAAAUAUAAAUAAAGGUGAUAAUAAUAAUAUUCAGAAUGAUAACAACAAUAAUAUCAUUGUAAAUAAUAAUCCAAAUGAUAAUCUACAAGGUAGUCUUGGAGGUGAUAGUGACUAUAUAUUAGAUUUGACCGCACUUCAACCAGAUCAGUAUCAUGCACCAGGUUGUAGCUCUUUAUUACCGCCAAAGGAUUCAAAGGAUAAGCAUAAAAAAUGUUUGAUUCUUGAUUUAGAUGAAACUUUAGUUCAUUCUAGUUUUAAAUUUAUUAAUAAUCCGGACUUUAUUUUACCAAUAGAAAUUGAAGAUGGUCAAAUACAUAACGUAUAUGUCAUUAAGAGACCUGGCGUUGAUAGGUUUUUAAGAGAAGUGAAAAAAUGGUAUGAAAUUGUAAUCUUUACUGCAAGUUUGUCUCGUUAUGCAAACCCUUUGUUGGAUUUAUUAGACAAAGAUCAUAACUUGAUCAAUCAUAGAUUAUUUAGAGACGCAUGUUAUAAUUAUGAAAAUAAUUUUAUAAAAAAUUUAUCACAAAUUGGUAGGCCAUUACAUGAUAUUAUUAUUUUAGACAACUCACCUGCAUCUUAUAUCUUUCAUCCACAACAUGCCAUUCCAAUAUCAUCAUGGUUUUCUGAUACUCAUGAUAAUGAAUUGAUUGAUAUAUUACCUUUAUUAAAAGAUUUAUCACACGUUUCAGUUGAUGAUGUUGGGAAGAUCUUGGAUGUAACGAUAUGA